Fragaria vesca subsp. vesca is the source of this 1933-nucleotide messenger RNA. RefSeq names its product glucan endo-1,3-beta-glucosidase 6-like. The coding region runs from base 45 to 1517 and encodes 490 amino acids. The record is from RefSeq and is a predicted model, not a curated record. The transcript is spliced from 3 exons. Gene Ontology annotation, cellular component: plasma membrane. Gene Ontology annotation, molecular function: hydrolase activity, hydrolyzing O-glycosyl compounds. NCBI's taxonomy places the organism in Eukaryota, Viridiplantae, Streptophyta, Magnoliopsida, Rosales, Rosaceae. Gene Ontology annotation, biological process: carbohydrate metabolic process.
UAGAAUUCAAUUAGCUAGAUUUGUUGAGACCUCAGCAGGNGGAAAUGGGGAGGUGUUUUUCAGGUGGUAUUUCAAUUUGGGUAGUUUUCCUGAUUUCAAACUUAAUGAUGUGUGGAGUAGUGAGUGGGAUUGGUGCAAACUGGGGUACACAGGCAAGCCACCCUCUACCCCCAGAUAGUGUGGUGAGCCUACUGAGGCAAAAUGGGAUUCAAAAGGUUAAGCUCUUUGAUGCAGAUUAUGACACAUUGACAAAUUUGGGUAAGUCUGGGAUUGAGGUCAUGGUGGGCAUUCCUAAUGAUAUGCUGGCAUCUCUAGCCUCCAGCGUUAAGGCAGCUGAGAAGUGGGUUUCCAAAAAUGUCUCAGCACACAUCUCCUCCAAUAAUGUCAAGAUCAGGUAUGUUGCAGUUGGAAAUGAACCUUUCUUGGAAACAUAUAAUGGUAGCUUCCUCAGGACAAUCUUCCCCGCUCUUAAGAAUGUUCAGUCAGCCCUCAUAAAAGCUGGAAUUAGUAACCAAGUAAAGGUGACUGUACCCCAAAAUGCUGACGUUUAUGAGAGUUCCAAUGGGUUGCCAUCUGGUGGUGACUUCCGAACUGAGAUCCAUGAUCUAAUGCUUCAAAUUAUCAAGUUCUUGAGUGACAAUGGUGCCCCUUUCACGGUGAACAUCUACCCGUUUAUCAGCCUUUACAUCGAUGCCAAUUUUCCAGUUGAUUAUGCAUUCUUUGAUGGCAAUGCAUCACCUAUUACAGAUGGCAGUUUAACCUAUUACAAUAUGUUUGACGCGAAUUAUGACACUCUAGCAUGGGCCCUGCAAAAGAAUGGUUUUGGAAACUUACCAAUUAUAGUUGGAGAGAUUGGAUGGCCAACUGAUGGAGACCAGAACGCUAAUCUAGUUUAUGCUCAGAAGUUCAACCAAGGUUUCAUGUCCCACAUUUUGAGUGGGAGAGGAACUCCAAUGAGACCAGGGCCGAUUGAUGCAUAUUUAUUCAGUUUAAUCGAUGAGGAUUCAAAGAGCAUUGAUCCAGGAAAUUUUGAACGACAUUGGGGAAUCUUCACUUUUGAUGGAAUACCAAAAUACCAGCUUAAUCUUGGUACAACAAAUUCAGGGUCUGUAGUAGCGGCGAAAGGGGUGCACUAUUUGGAGCGUAAGUGGUGUGUGAUGAGGCCAUCAGCGAGCCUCGAUGACCCACAAGUGGCACUCAGCAUGAGCUAUGCUUGCGGACUUGCGGAUUGCACAAGCCUUGGUUAUGGUACAUCUUGUGGAAACUUGGAUGCUAGAGGAAACAUUUCGUACGCAUUUAAUAGUUACUAUCAGAUGAACAAUCAACUGGACGUUGCUUGCAAGUUCCCAAACCUCUCAAUGAUCACCAAAACAAAUCCAUCAGUUGGAUCAUGCAGGUUUGAGAUAAUGAUCGAACCAUAUUAUGGAGGUGCAGGCUCAGAAAGGAGGCUUGGAAUUCUCCAAAGGCCUCUGAGCCUGGCUGCGGUUCUUAUUCUCGUUUGGCAAAGUAUCAUGUGAAUUAAUUUCAUGCCAUGGCUGCUUCUUUUGCUUAUUCAUGAGGUGAACUACGUGCCACACUGCCACAUUAGCUAGUUAGGGAGCAAGCAUUCCAGUCCAUUUCAUUAAGGAGAAAAUGUGGCCUAGUGGAAGGUUGUGAUUGGGCAUUAUUUGGUUGUAGUUCAAAUUUUGGAAUUUGGAAGGUAUGAUAUAACACUAUAACACCUUUCACAAUUUGUCUGCAAAAUGCAUGCUUGUUUAAACUAGAAUUAGAAUUGCUUUGGAUUGUAGAAUGUAAUUUGAACGAUGAAGUGUGUGAAUGGAGUAUUGGCAUGACUCCUGGAUUUAGGUCGAUGCUGUCACGCAAUUUAUGAUCCAUGAUAAAGAUGAUUCUUUAGGUGCUUAUUGACGCGGCUCUCUCUAAGAACUGGUACGCA